AUGCACGUCCAUUCGAUUCCGAUGUGGACCGGAAAGGGCAAUAACUAUGCCUAUCUGGUGACUGACGAACCGACAAAACAAUCCGUGAUUAUUGAUCCUGCCAAUCCACCAGAAGUUGCGCCGGUCUUGAAUUCGCAGAUCAGAAACGGGACGAUCAAUCUCACUGCCAUUGUGAACACUCAUCAUCACUGGGAUCAUGCCGGCGGGAAUAAUGAAAUCCUUGAACAAUUCGGUACACUCCCUGUCAUCGGAGGAAAGGACAGCGCAUCCGUGACGACGACUCCCAAGCAUGGUGAGACGUUCAAGAUCGGCGAGCGGAUUACGGCCAAGGCUCUCCACACCCCCUGCCACACUCAGGAUAGCAUCUGUUACUUUAUGGAGGAUGGUGAUCAGCGCGUGGUAUUUACAGGAGAUACCCUUUUUAUUGGAGGAUGCGGCCGUUUCUUCGAAGGAAAUGCCCAGGAGAUGCACAAAGCGUUGAACGAAACUCUUGCCGCGUUGCCGGAUGACACCAAGGUCUACCCCGGCCACGAGUACACAAAAGGAAACGUCAAGUUCUGCAUGGCCGUUUCGGAGUCUGAGCCAAUCAAGAAAUUGCAGACAUUUGCGGCGCAGAACCAGCAGACGCAGGGCAAGUUUACUAUCGGUGAUGAGAAAUUGCACAAUGUUUUUAUGCGUGUUAAUGACCCCGAGAUUCAGAAGAAGACAGGAAAGACGAACCCGGUGGAUGUGAUGGCGGCGUUGAGAGAGAUGAAAAAUGCUAUGUAG
Molecule: messenger RNA, 768 nt
Organism: Aspergillus ruber CBS 135680
Lineage: Eukaryota; Fungi; Ascomycota; Eurotiomycetes; Eurotiales; Aspergillaceae
Product: putative hydroxyacylglutathione hydrolase
Exons: 8
Coding region: 1-768 (255 amino acids)
Molecular function (GO): hydroxyacylglutathione hydrolase activity
Source: RefSeq, a predicted model, not a curated record